Molecule: messenger RNA, 1562 nt
Organism: Mizuhopecten yessoensis (Yesso scallop)
Lineage: Eukaryota; Metazoa; Mollusca; Bivalvia; Pectinida; Pectinidae
Exons: 4
Coding region: 1-675 (224 amino acids)
Source: RefSeq, a predicted model, not a curated record
AUGGGCGAGCUACCGUAUAAGAUUUGUGAGGAAGAUGAUGCAGUAAAUCCAUCUGUAGACGACAACGAGACUGAUCCUCCCCCGCUGGUGCCUACUGUAUCCACUCAUCCAUUCCCCCCCUUUCCUCCUCCUGUGGACGCACCAACAACUAGGAUCACCCCGUUACAGACUCCUUUUCGACAACCUGACGACGGGAAUGACGAUCCAAAUGCACUUACAAUAGGACUAGCUGUCGGGAGUGGACUUGUCGUUAUAGUGGUGGUCGUCAUGGUGAUGUUGUACUAUCGUCGACAAAAGCACAGCAAUGAUAAAGGAAACAAGAACGAUGACAACAAAAAGGUGACAAAUGUCAUAUCCGGUGACCAUGUCUACACUGAUAUAACUUCUGGGGGUGACGUUAGUAACCGAACGGUAAGGAGGGCGGAGUUACCAGGAGAUUAUGUUACUAUUGAGGACGAUGUGGACAGAUACGACCAUUGUAGACACCCAACACCGGACACAGACAAACAAACAGGGACAACUGACACAUACGACUCACUUGGUUCUGGGACGAGGAACGUCAGUGUUAUAGUUGAUGAACCUUACGACACAACACGAGAUAUUACGUAUGACCGGUUACAUGAUAAACAAAACAAAUCGUCUAUCCCAGGGAAUUAUGACGUACUUCCCGUUUAGACGAAUUAAAGUGCUGGUAUAACUCUUUCAACAAAUGCCUUAGUUGAUUUACAUUUUAUCAGUGGUUAAUGAGAAGUCAAAGUAUAUAUGAAACAAAACCAAGGGGAUCCAAUAUCAUUUUACUGCCAUGAUUUAUUGAGACAGAUUGAUAUGUUUUGAGGAAUGAUAUUUCUUUGAAAACUUAUGGUUCUUAGAGGCAAUAAUUGAACAUGUUAAUAACCACUGGUGUGUGUUAACCAACCUUUGAAUAGUGUGAUGAAAUGAAAAGUUAAGCAGCAUUCAACUCUCAUGUUCAUGAUAUAAGGAUAGCAAAUGGAAAUAUCGAGUAUGGUGCUAUAUUUCACUUUUCUACCAUGUCCUGUUGCUUUGCUUGUGAUAUACAGUAGUAGUUCAUACUUGUCAAUACUAUAUACUUGAGUUUUCCAUUUAUCGCGUGGAGUAGGAAAACUGAUUUAGGAUUAAAAUAAUUCAACAAUUUAAUCUUUAAUGUUAUAAUAUUAUUGGAACAUUUUUUUCUAUAACUAGUUUUAACUUUUGUAGCUAUAUCUUAAUACAACAAACUUAGAACUGCUAUUUGACAUAAAUCUAACUUAUAUUUUAUACUAGUCCGAAUUAUUCUGACGUUUUAUCGACAUUUUUCAUAUUGAUAAAACGUCAGAAUAGUUCGGACUAAUUUUAUACCAACAGGACUAUUAUGGGGUAAGGAGUCGAUCCUUUUGACCAGAUUUUAUUUUAAGGUUGUUUAUUUGUUUAGUUCUGAUUUAUUUAAAUUGUAAAUAAUUUUGAAUUUUAAUGUGAUUUAUUUUGACAAACCUAUUUGUAUCUAGUAUCAUAAAAGUGCUGACGCUGUUUGCCUAAUAAAGAAUAAAAAGCCUAAAUAAAAAAGU